Messenger RNA from Miscanthus lutarioriparius, 3249 nucleotides. Lineage: Eukaryota; Viridiplantae; Streptophyta; Magnoliopsida; Poales; Poaceae. The record is from the annotation of a GenBank genome assembly.
AUGGGCUGUUCAGCUUCCAAGUGUUGUUCACAACUGAAGUGCUCUUUGUGCUCCAAUGGGUGCCUGGGACAGGCACCUGACUCCCCGAGAGAAUCAAGGGGAAAGUCAAGUCGGGGGAGACGGAAGGCAGAUUCUAGUGGUUCAGAUGAUUCUUCUGAUGACCUCGGGGAAGAUGACGAUGCUUGUAACCAUAUGAAUGCUACAAGGGAAUCAACUGUCGGCAUCAGCCAAUUAUCGAGGGUCUCGUCACAGUUUCUUCCCCCUGAUGGGUCACGCAAGGUUCAGGUCCCUUUGGGUAACUAUGACCUGAGAUACUCCUUCCUGUCUCAAAGAGGUUAUUACCCAGAAUCACUGGACAAGGCAAAUCAAGAUAGCUACUGCAUACAUACCCCAUUUGGACCAAGUCCUGAUGACCACUUCUUUGGUGUGUUUGAUGGCCAUGGGGAAUAUGGAGCUCAAUGCUCACAAUUUGUGAAGCGAAGAUUAUGCGAGAACCUGCUCAGAGAUAACCGGUUUCGUACAGAUGCUGUGCUGGCUCUUCAUUCUUCUUUUGUGGCAACGAACUCACAGUUGCAUGCCGACAACUUGGAUGACUCCAUGAGUGGUACUACUGCAGUCACUAUAUUGGUCAGGGGUAAAACUAUCUAUGUUGCGAAUACCGGCGAUUCACGUGCAGUUAUUGCUGAAAAACGAGGGGAUGAUAUUGUCGCUGUUGACCUCUCCGUAGAUCAAACCCCGUACCGAUUUGAUGAACUUGAAAGGGUCAAGGAAUGUGGUGCUAGGGUUCUAACGUUGGACCAAAUAGAGGGCCUAAAGAACCCAGAUGUGCAGUGUUGGGGUACUGAAGAAAGUGAUGAUGGCGAUCCUCCAAGGUUAUGGGUGCAAAAUGGCAUGUACCCAGGAACUGCUUUUACACGUAGCAUUGGAGAUUCUGUUGCUGAGUCAAUUGGUGUCAUCGCAGAUCCUGAGAUUUUUGUCCUGGAUCUCAAUUCCAACAAUCCAUUUUUCGUUCUUGCUAGUGAUGGUGUUUUUGAGUUCCUUUCCAGUCAAACAGUUGUCGACAUGAUUUCUAAAUACAAGGAUCCUCGAGAUGCAUGUGCAGAAAUUGUUGCGGAGUCCUAUCGUCUUUGGCUACAGUAUGAAACUCGUACAGAUGACAUUACAAUCAUAGUUGUGCAUAUUAAUGGGUUAACUGAUGAAUCUACCCAGACUGUUACGAAGGUGACUUUACAACCUUCACAGCAAGUAGUAGAACUGGCAGGCUCUGAAUCACCACUAAUAGUAAGUUCCAACACCAAUAAUCAGCGCUCGAGGCAUGAUUUAUCACGGGCACGAUUGAGGGCUCUUGAAAGUUCUCUGGAGAAUGGUCAAUUAUGGGUCCCUCCAUCUCCAUCGCAUCGGAAGACAUGGGAAGAGCAAGCGCAUAUUGAGCGGGUACUACAUGAUCAUUUCCUGUUUAGGAAGCUUACUGACUCACAAUGUCAUGUUCUACUUGAUUGUAUGCAACGAGUUGAGGUGAAACCUGGGGAUAUAGUAGUACAGCAGGGCGGCGAAGGUGACUGCUUCUAUGUAGUUGGUAGUGGUGAGUAUGAAGUUCUGGCUAUUCAGGAAGAAAAUGGAAAGGAAAUAACCAAGGUUCUGCAUCGGUAUACAGCUGACAAGUUAUCUUCCUUUGGGGAGCUAGCACUGAUGCACAAUAAGCCACUUCAGGCUUCAGUUCGUGCUGUGACCAGUGGAACAUUAUGGGCUCUAAAGCGGGAGGACUUCCGGGGUAUUUUGAUGUCAGAAUUUUCAAACAUACCAUCAUUGAAGUUGCUCCGAUCUGUAGAACUGUUUACAAGAUUUACAGUGCUUCAACUAAGUCAACUUGCUGAGUCGCUUGUUGAAGUAUCAUUUGCAGAUGGGCAAAAAAUAGUAGAUAAGAAUGAUGACGUCUCUUUGCUAUAUGUUAUUCAAAGAGGUCGUGUGAGACUUAUAUUGGCUACUGGUCAAAUGACUUCAGAUACCUGGGAUCUCAUCAGUGCUCAAACAAAGCAGGCACAAAGUAGUCGGGAAAAUGGUAAUUAUGUGGUUGAGAUAGAUGAGGGAGGGCACUUCGGAGAGUGGUCUCUCAUUGGUGAGACUAUUGCUUUCACUGCUAUUGCUGUUGGUGAUGUUACUUGUUCUACUAUCACGAAGGAGAAAUUUGAUUCAAUUGUUGGGCCUUUGCCUAAACUUCCACAAGUUGAAUCCAAGAUUAAAGACUCUCUGGUAACUGAGGAGAAUCUUGCAGAUGGUGAUUUUCCUUUUAGGAGGGUGAAGCUCUCAGAUUUGGAAUGGAAAAUGUGCAUAUAUGCUGCUGAUUGCAGUGAGAUUGGUCUCGUCCAAGUUAGGGGCUCUGACAAGAUCAGAAGUUUAAAAAGGUUUUACAUCAAGAGAGUACAAGAUCUCCAUAAGGAAGUACAAGUCUUUGAGGAAAAGGACCUUAUGAAAAGCUUGAGCAAAUCAACUUGUGUGCCAGAAGUUCUGUCCACUUGCGCUGAUCAGUCAUACCUUGGAAUAUUGCUGAAUUGUUGCCUUUGUUGCUCAUUGGCUUCAAUACUUCAUACACCACUAAAUGAGUCAUCUGCAAAAUUCUUUGCAGCCUCAGUUGUUGUUGCUCUAGAAGAACUUCAUCAGAAGUCCAUUAUUUAUAGAGGUAUUUCGGCAGACAUUCUUAUGCUCGAUAGAUCAGGACAUCUGCAGCUGGUAGAUUUUAGGUUUGCAAAGAAGUUGGAAGGUCAAAGGACCUACACAAUAUGUGGGAUUGCUGACUCUCUGGCACCAGAGAUUGUUCUUGGUAGGGGCCAUGGAUUUGCUGCUGACUGGUGGGCACUUGGAGUUUUGAUCUAUUUCAUGCUUCAGUCAGACAUGCCAUUCGGGUCCUGGAGGGAGAGCGAGCUGGAACCUAUUACAAAAAUUGCCAAAGGCCACCUUGUUAUGCCAGUGUCAUUCAGUGCUGAAGUUGUUGACCUUGUAACCAAGCUACUUGUGGUAGACGAAAACACGCGCCUUGGAACAAGUGGUGCUGAAGCUGUAAAGAAACACCCCUGGUUUGAUGGCAUUGAUUGGGAGCGAAUAACAUCUGGGACUUGUGCAGUACCUGAAGAAAUCACUGAGCGCGUCAACAGCUGUAUAGAAACUCUUAACGAGGACUUAUCAGCAUCUACUUCUGUGCCGAUUAAAGACCCAGAUGCUCUUACUGCCCCAGAGUGGAUCCAGGAUUGGUGA